GCCGGGUCGAGAUGGAGGAAGAUGCGAGCGGGGGCCGGCGGCCGCCGGGCACGGAGGCUCGAGUGGGCGCUGUGGCCUAAAGGGCCGGGUUCGGAGCUCGCCUCAGUCGCGGCAGAACCGCCCUGAUCGGCGGAGGGCUGUAGGCGCCAUGGAGGACAAACGCAACAUCCAGAUCAUCGAGUGGGAGCACCUGGACAAGAAGAAGUUCUACGUGUUUGGGGUGGCCAUGACCAUGAUGAUCCGCGUCAGCGUCUACCCGUUCACCCUCAUCCGCACCCGGCUGCAGGUCCAGAAAGGCAAGAGCCUCUACCACGGGACCUUCGAUGCCUUCGUCAAGAUCCUGCGAGCCGACGGCGUGACUGGCCUCUACCGGGGCUUCCUGGUCAACACCUUCACGCUCAUCUCCGGCCAGUGCUACGUCACCACGUACGAGCUCACCCGGAAGUUUGUCGCUGACUACAGCCAGAGCAACACGGUCAAGUCACUGGUGGCCGGCGGCUCGGCCUCCCUUGUGGCGCAGAGCAUCACGGUGCCCAUCGAUGUGGUGUCCCAGCACCUGAUGAUGCAGCGCAAGGGCGAGAGAAUGGGCCGCUUCCAAGUGCGAGCAAGCCCCCAGGGACGAGGGGUGGUAGCCUUUGGCCAAACCAAGGACAUCAUCAAACAGAUCCUGCGGGCUGACGGGCUCCGAGGCUUCUACCGGGGGUACGUGGCGUCACUGCUUACCUACAUCCCAAACAGUGCUGUCUGGUGGCCCUUCUAUCACUUCUAUGCAGAACAGCUCUCAUACCUCUGUCCUAAGGAGUGCCCGCACAUCGUCUUCCAGGCUGUCUCGGGACCCCUGGCUGCGGCCACUGCCUCCGUCCUCACCAACCCCAUGGACGUCAUCCGCACCCGAGUGCAGGAGAAGCAGCACUGCAGGGUUCGCCGCCGUCCGGUCGCAGGCAGAGUCUUGGCGUGUGUGCACCGUGGCUACCAGAGAUUCAGCGACUGUUACAAGCGUCUCUGCCAGCUGCAGCCGGACGUGACCCAGCGGAUCCACGACAAGUUUGUCGCCCAGCUGCAGGCGUCCGUCCGGGAGGAGAUCUCGGAGAUCAAAGCGGAGGGGAACCUGGAGGCGGUCUUGGACGCCUUGGACAGGAUCGUGGAAGAAGACAAAGACCGCACGGAGCCGGCCUGGCGCCCCAGCGGGAUCCCCGAGGCAGACGUGCGCAGCGUGGCUGUGCCCUACUUCCUGCAGCAGCGGGACGCGCUGCAGCGCCGGGUGCGCAGGCAGGAGGCGGAGAACCGGCGGCUGGCGGAGGCUGUGCUGGCCGGGCGGCGGCAGCUGGAGCAGCUGGAGCAGCAGGCCCGGGCCCGGCAGCAGGCCUGGCAGGCCCUGCACAGAGAACAGAAGGAGCUGCUGGGCGUGCUGGGGGAGCCCGAGUGAGGAGGCGGCCACCGGACCAGGAACAGAGGGCAGUCGAGGGCCAGGGCCAGGGCCGGCUGCCCCUGAGAACCAGUGAAGUGGUGGCCAGUCCCUGAGUGCGGAUGGAAUUAGCCGGAGGAUGACGCCUGACCAGCCCUUCUGCGUUGGGGGCUCCCUUGAGGUCACACACACACACACACACCUUCAGACCCUUCCCUGUUCUCUUCGGACGCGAGGGCUGUCGGCCAGCACCCACGCCGGGAAUCAGGCCCCAGGCUCUCUGUCCUGCAGGUCGGAGCCAGCCGCCUGCCCCGCCCGUUCCGGAGCACCCCCGGACCUGGCCCGGGGCAUCUGUGUUCGGGUCGCCCUGAUUGCCCCCUUGCCAGCCAGCCCCAGGGCCCUUGCCAUGUUCUCCCCACAUCCGUAAAUAAACCUCCUCCGCUUCCUA
Messenger RNA from Mustela lutreola (European mink), 1853 nucleotides. RefSeq names its product solute carrier family 25 member 44 (gene SLC25A44). Gene Ontology annotation, cellular component: MIS12/MIND type complex; mitochondrion. Gene Ontology annotation, biological process: chromosome segregation; branched-chain amino acid catabolic process; transmembrane transport. The record is from RefSeq and is a predicted model, not a curated record. Gene Ontology annotation, molecular function: branched-chain amino acid transmembrane transporter activity. The coding region runs from base 149 to 1426 and encodes 425 amino acids. The transcript is spliced from 8 exons. Lineage: Eukaryota; Metazoa; Chordata; Mammalia; Carnivora; Mustelidae.